Messenger RNA from Pecten maximus, 1317 nucleotides. RefSeq names its product melanoma-associated antigen E1-like. The record is from RefSeq and is a predicted model, not a curated record. The transcript has a single exon. The coding region runs from base 1 to 1317 and encodes 438 amino acids. NCBI's taxonomy places the organism in Eukaryota, Metazoa, Mollusca, Bivalvia, Pectinida, Pectinidae.
AUGUUAAGGACCAUAUUCACGAAUAUAUUGCUAAAUACACAAAAUGUCACACCUGGACACGGUAGUAAGACACCCUACCUAGUCACACCUGUACACGGUAGUGAGACACCCUACCUAGUCACACCUGGACACGGUAGUGAGACACCCUACCUAGUCACACCUGGACAUGGUAGUAACACACCCUACCUAGUCAAACAUGGACAUGGUAGUGAGACACCCUACCUUGUCAAACCUGGACACGGUAGUGAGACACCCUACCUAGUCACACCUGGACACGGUAGUGAGACACCCUACCUAGUCACACCUGGACACGGUAGUGAUAGACCCUACCUAGUCAAACCUGGACAUGGUAGUGAGACACCCUACCUAGUCACACCUGGACACGGUAGUGAGACACCCUACCUAGUCACACCUGGACACGGUAGUGAGACACCCUACCUAGUCAAACCUGGACACGGUAGUGAGACACCCUACCUAGUCACACCUCGACACGGUAGUGAGACACCCUACCUAGUCAAACCUGGACACGGUAGUGAGACACCCUACCUAGUCAAACCUGGACACGGUAGUGAGACACCCUACCUAGUCAAACCUGGACACGGUAGUGAGACACCCUACCUAGUCACACCUGGACAGGGUAGUGCGACACCCUACCUAGUCACACCUGGACACGGUAGUGAGACACCCUACCUAGUCACACAUGGACAAGGUAGUGAGACACCCUACCUAAUCACACCUGGACAAGGUAGUGAGACAUCCUACCUAGUCACACCUGGACACGGUAGUGAGACACCCUACCUAGUCACACCUGGACACGGUAGUGAGACACCCUACCUAGUCACACCUGGACACGGUAGUGAGACACCCUACCUAGUCACACCUGGACAUGGUAGUGAGACACCCUACCUAGUCACACCUGGACACCGUAGUGACAUACCCUACCUAGUCACACCUGGACACAGUAGUGAGACACCCUACCUAGUCAAACCUGGACACGGUAGCAAGACAACCUACCUAGUCACACCUGGACAAGGUAGUGAGACACCCUACCUAGUCACACCUGGUCACAGUAGUGAGACACCCUACCUAGUCACACAUGGACACGGUAGUGAUACACCCUACCUAGUCACACCUGGACACGGUAAUGAGACACCCUACCUAGUCACACCUGGACACGGUAGUGAGACAUCCUACCUAGUCAAACCUGGACAUGGUAGUGACAUAACCUACCUAGUCACACCUGAACACGGUAGUGAGACACCCUAUCUAGUCACACCUGGACACGGUUGUGAGACACCCUACCUAGUCACACCUUGA